This is a messenger RNA of Stereum hirsutum FP-91666 SS1, 1440 nucleotides long. RefSeq names its product phospho-2-dehydro-3-deoxyheptonate aldolase. Bases 90 to 1235 code for a protein of 381 amino acids. The record is from RefSeq and is a predicted model, not a curated record. The transcript has 9 exons. NCBI's taxonomy places the organism in Eukaryota, Fungi, Basidiomycota, Agaricomycetes, Russulales, Stereaceae. Gene Ontology annotation, cellular component: cytoplasm. Gene Ontology annotation, molecular function: 3-deoxy-7-phosphoheptulonate synthase activity. Gene Ontology annotation, biological process: aromatic amino acid biosynthetic process.
GAUCACCACACCUUCGCUACGGACUCUUUCCAUCUGUUCCCCCAACAUAUUAAGACCAAGCAACAAACGUUCCUUCUGUCACCGUCACAAUGGCUCCUAUCGAUAUGGCUAUUCCCUUUGCCGAAGCCCUCCAGAGGCUCGAAAACCGUCGCGUCAAGUCUACGCGACCGCUCAUUCCUCCUCAAAUCCUCCAGGAGGACCUUCCGUUGACCCUUUCUGCUGCUCAGACUGUUUUGGAAGGCCGAAAGGCAACAGAAAAUAUUCUCCGUGGCUCCGAUGACCGUCUUAUCGUUGUUGUUGGCCCAUGCUCAGUUCAUAAUAUCGAAGCUGCCACGGAGUACGCUCAUAAACUCCAUGCGUAUGCUGUUGGUGCGAAGGAAGACCUACAUAUUAUCAUGCGUGUCUACUUCGAGAAGCCCCGGACGACUGUUGGUUGGAAAGGAUUGAUCAAUGACCCCGACAUGAACGGUUCCUACCAGAUCAACCGAGGCCUCAGAAUGGCUCGCACACUCCUCCUCGACGUCGCCAAGCUCGGUCUUCCGGCUGGCUGCGAAUUCCUUGAUACCAUCAGUCCACAGUACACCGCCGACCUGGUCUCCUGGGGCGCCAUUGGCGCACGAACCACCGAAUCCCAAGUCCACCGCGAACUCACCUCCGCCCUCUCCAUGCCCACCGGCUUCAAAAACUCCACCGACGGAGGCGUAGGCGUCGCCAUCGACGCCUGCAGAGCUGCGAAGAGCGGACACGUCUUCCUUUCUGUUGGUAAGGAGGGUCUGAGCUCGAUUGUCGAGACGGAGGGAAAUCCGGACGUUCACGUUAUUUUGAGGGGCGGGUCGAAGGGGCCGAAUUAUGCGGCGGAGUAUGUGAGGGAGGCGGGGGAGAAACUCGUCAAGGCGGGAUUGCCUGCGAAACUCAUGAUCGACUGCAGUCACGGCAACAGCUCGAAGCAGCACCGCCGCCAGAUCGACGUCGCCGAGGAUAUCGCACAACAACUUGAAUCCGCCGAUACCUCCUCCAUGAUCAUGGGCGUCAUGCUCGAGUCCAACCUCGUCGAAGGCCGACAAGACAUCCCUCCCUCUGGCCGUGCAGGCCUCAAAUGGGGCCAAUCCGUGACCGACGCUUGUAUCUCGUGGGAGAUGACGGUGCCGGUGCUCGAUAGGCUGAGGGAGGGCGUCAGGGGAAGGAGGAAUGCGGUUUGGAAGGCGGCGAGCGAGGCGCAGGCGGCUACUGCGUGAUGCAGAACCGAGGCAUGUGAGAGGGGCAAAAUACAACCGGGAGGAGAGGAGUGUGGGUGUAUGUAGGAUUCGAUUUUUUGAUGUCUUGUUCGUGGUGUACUGUAGUGUAUUUUAUCGGAAGCUGCAGUAUGAGGAAGUCCUCUUACGAUAUAAAACGUGUCGAGGUCCCAUAGAUGCUACUCAUUCUUCUCACUUUCGUUAACGC